Molecule: messenger RNA, 1632 nt
Organism: Suillus paluster
Lineage: Eukaryota; Fungi; Basidiomycota; Agaricomycetes; Boletales; Suillaceae
Product: NUDIX hydrolase domain-like protein
Exons: 7
Coding region: 1-1314 (437 amino acids)
Biological process (GO): NADP+ catabolic process; NAD+ catabolic process
Cellular component (GO): cytosol
Molecular function (GO): NADH pyrophosphatase activity
Source: RefSeq, a predicted model, not a curated record
AUGGGCGAAGCAUUUACCAAUUUCCUUGGGGGAUCACCACUCAAUCGUCUAUCAUGGCUGAGGACAUCUCAUUCAUUCCUCAAUGCAGUCGUUGUUUCACCUACGACGAGGUGGAUCUUAUUCAAUGGGGGUCAGCCGCUUAUCGCUUCUCAUCCUGGCACACAGACACGAAGUCUAGCGUUAUUGAGCACCGACGACGUUAAGCCCUUGCUCGGCGCAGAGCCGUUCUUUGGGCAAUGCGAGCAGGAAGGAGAGCACUGCGCACCCGAUGUACCCGUUCUUGAGGCUGCCCGAGUUCGAGGGCCACCAAUAGUCUUCCUGGGCUUGGAAGAGGCGGAAGCUUCAGGCAGUGCUCUUCCGUCUUCCGACUUCAAAGAUCCCCAUGCUGCUGUCGAGAAACUUAAAGGAACUCCUUACUUCUCUGUGGAUGUUGUGGACCUUGAUGAGAAUAAGAUUAAUGAAGUCAUAGAGAACACCGAGCUUGCAAAGGAUGGCUCGACGCUUGCUUUUUUGGAGCCACGUGCGGCGAUGUCAAGCCUUGAUGUAUAUACCGCAGGGAUCUUUGCGGAGGCUCGGAGCAUGUUCUGUCCUGCGUGCGGUUCACCCGUAUAUUCCUUGUGGGCCGGCUGGAAGCUCGCUUGUACGUCUCUACUUCCCUGGGCCGACAACGCGGACAAGAAACCUUGUCCCUCUGGGCAAGGGCUGCAUAAUUUUGCUCAUCCUCGGACGGAUCCCGUCGUAAUCAUGGCCGCCAUUGAUGAAUCAGGGGAGAAAAUCCUUCUCGGGAGAAAUAAAAAAUUCCCUGUAAAGUUCUACUCUGCGCUUGCUGGCUUCAUUGAGCCAGGCGAGUCCUUCGAGGACGCCGUAAAGCGGGAGAUGUGGGAGGAGGCUGGAGUGAAGGUCUGGAAUAUCCGAUAUCACUCUGGACAGCCUUGGCCGUAUCCAGCCAACUUAAUGGUCGGCUUUUAUGCGACUGCUGAUUCUUCUGCCCCGAUCCGUACUGAUUUGGAUAACGAACUUGAAGAUGCUCGGUGGUACACCAGAGAGGAAGUUCUUGCUGUCUUGAGACAUCCUAGUGGGACUAACUUCUCUCGCCGUGACUACAAGAAGCUCGCGGAGAUUCAAGAUGGUCCUGACAACAAGCCCGCGACCAACAACACCCAGUCGGGCGCAGAAGUUAAUAGCAACAACGAGCUGCCCUUCAGGAUCCCUUCGUCGACUGCAAUCGCGGGUGUUCUCAUUCAGCAUUGGGCAGAAGGAAAGAUACUAGUAGGAGCGGAUGUCAACGGGUUUACAGCGAAGGGUAAUCUAUGAUUAGAUAGGUAAAUUCUAUAGAAGUACGACAUUUUAGAAGCUGGAAGGAGUGUAUAUAAACAGUGGAAGGAGUGUGUCAAAACACCUGGAACGAGUGUGUAAAAUCAAGGAGUGUAUCAAAGCAGCUGGAAUGAGUGUAUCAAUGACGACCUAUCUAACGCCCCAUGGCAUCGAUGAUAGAGUCAAGGAGCAUAUCGUUGUAAUCACCACCCGCCUCCCACAUCGAGAAACCGCGCAGCCCGGCUUCUUUAAUGAAUUCGCCCUUGGCAGCAAAUGACUUGGUGUUGUCGAAGGAAACCAUAACUUGUGAGGUUUCAU